This is a messenger RNA of Chanos chanos (milkfish), 1212 nucleotides long. It is a transcript of the gene renbp, whose product is annotated as renin binding protein. Gene Ontology annotation, molecular function: isomerase activity. The transcript has 10 exons. Gene Ontology annotation, biological process: carbohydrate metabolic process. Bases 1 to 1212 code for a protein of 403 amino acids. The record is from RefSeq and is a predicted model, not a curated record. NCBI's taxonomy places the organism in Eukaryota, Metazoa, Chordata, Actinopteri, Gonorynchiformes, Chanidae.
AUGACGGCAGCGAAGUUGGAGCAGUAUCGAGAGAGAAUUCGGACUGAGCUGGACAGAGUUGUGGAAUUCUGGCUGAAAUAUUCUCAUGACAAACAAUAUGGCGGUUUCUUCACUUGCAUUGCUGAAGAUGGAAAGAUCUAUGAUGAACUCAAAUAUGUAUGGUUGCAAGGGAGGCAGGUGUGGAUGUACUGUCGUCUGUACCGAACAAUGGAGAGGUUUCGCAGGCCUGAGAUUCUUGAUGCUGCUAAAUUAGGCGGAGCUUUCUUACAGAAGUUUGCCCGUGCUCCGACCCCGGGCGGCACAGAGAAAUGCGCUUUCUGUUUGACGAGGGACGGCCGGGCGGUGAAGGUCCAGAGAACCAUCUUCAGUGAGUGUUUCUACGUCAUGGCCAUGGACGAACUGGCCAGAGUCACAGGAGACAAAGACAUGCAGGCAGAUGCUGUGAAGAUGAUGGAUCAGCUGGUGCACUGGGUCAGAGUCGACCCGUCGGGUCUGGGUCGACCGCAGCUGCCUGGCGACUCUCCAGUCAACAGCAUGGCUGUACCCAUGAUGCUCCUGUGCUUGGUGGACCAGCUGAUAGAAGGCAGAUCAGAAAUGAUGGAGAAGUACAGUGAAGUGGGUGACUGGUGCGUAAAGCAGAUUCUCCAGCAUGUUCAGAGAGAUGGAGCUGCUAUUCUGGAAAAUGUCACGCCGGAUGGAAAAGAACUACCCGGUUGUCAGGGACGACAGCAAAACCCAGGCCAUGCCUUGGAGGCUGGUUGGUUUCUGCUUCAGUAUGCUAAACAGAAAGGAGAUGCACAGCUGCAGAAAGAAGCCAUUGAAAAAUUCAUCGAAGUGCCAUUCCAUGCAGGCUGGGACAAGGAGCACGGAGGACUUUUCUACUUUCUGGAUGCGGAUGGUUAUUGUCCCACCCAGCUGGAGUGGAGCAUGAAGCUGUGGUGGCCACACUGCGAGGCUCUCAUAGCCUACCUGAUGGCCUACAGUCAGACCAAUGAGCCGCUUCUGCUGAGCAGGUUCAGCCAGGUGUACGACUACACCUUCAGUCAUUUCCCUGAUCCAGAACAUGGCGAGUGGUUUGGUUAUCUGAGCCAACAGGGAAAUGUGGUGCUGGAUUUCAAAGGAGGACCCUUCAAAGGCUUUUUCCAUGUUCCACGCUGCCUGUACAUUUGUGAGAAGCUGCUGGACGGCCUUCUUGAAAAACAGGAUUCCUGA